AGUCAAGAUUUGGGGCCUGGGCAUGCACAGCCCUGGUCUGGAGGAAGAGCAGAACCUACCCCUGGAGCCCUGGGCCAACAGGCCAUGGCCUCAGCCCUGCGCUCCACAGACCCUCCCACUCUCUCCGCCGGGCCUUGCCUUCCAGAACCCAGUCAUCAGCCAGUUCUUCCCAACCCUCCUCCUCUGGUCCUUCUCAGCCCUGCUCCCCACCAUAGUCUACUACUCGACGCUGCUGGAGUCGCACUGGACCAAGUCGGGGGAAAACUGGAACACGAUGACCAAGGUCUACAUAUUCUUGAUCUUCAUGGUGCUGAUCCUGCCCUCCCUUGGCCUUACCAGCCUGGAUUUUUUCUUCCGGUGGCUCUUUGACAACACUUCCUCGGAGGGCUCGAUAAGGUUGGAGUGUGUCUUCCUGCCGGACCAGGGCGCCUUCUUCGUGAACUAUGUGAUCGCCUCAGCCUUCAUCGGCAGUGGCAUGGAGCUGCUGCGGCUGCCGGGCCUCAUCCUCUACACCUGCCGCAUGGUCAUGGCCAGGACAGCGGCUGAGCGCAGGAAUGUCGAGCAGGUGGCGCCUCCGACUCCCUCCAGCCUCCUAGUUCUCUCACCUCCACCUGGCUCGGCUUUUCCCACCCUUGGUUCUCACACCUGGACCAGGGCCACCUCUGCUAGCAGCUUCUCCACAACCCAGAACCAGGCCUACGAGUUCGAGUUUGGAGCCAUGUACGCCUGGAUGCUCUGCGUCUUCACCGUCAUCAUGGCCUACAGCAUCACCUGCCCCAUUAUCGUGCCAUUCGCCGAGCCACACCCUCCCAGGGAAGGCGCCCUGGUGCCUCAGCCGGCAGCCACCCACUCGGGCCCCACCUUCGCAGGCCUCAUCUACAUCCUGCUCAAGCACAUGGUGGACCGGCACAACCUCUGCUUCGUCUAUCUCCCGGCCAAGCUGGAGAAGAGGCUGCACUUCUCUGCCGUGAGCCAGGCCCUGGCUGCACCCAUCCUCUGCCUCUUCUGGCUCUUCUUCUUCUCCUUCCUUCGCCUGGGUCUGCAGGCCCCUGCCACCCUGUUCACCCUCCUGGCCGUGCUGCUUACCAUCCUGGUCUGCCUGGCCCAUGCCUGCUUUGGCUGCUUCCGGCACCUCAGCCCUCUCCACUACCAGACAGAAGAAUCUGCAAGCCAGGAAGGGAGUGAGGCAGAAGCCCAGGAGCCUCCACCACUCACAGGCUGGUAGAUAAGUGUGCCUUAAAUCUCAAAGGAAGCUUUGGACUUGGACUUUUCGGCAGUGCUGAAACUGUGAAGACUUUGGUGACUCUUAAAGACGGACUAAAUGCCUUUUGCAUAAAGGGAUGUGCGUGAGUCUUUGGUGGGCCAAGGGCAGAAUGUUAUGGCUGUGUCCAGAUGUCCCUCCAAAGCCUCAUGCAGUCACAGUAGGGCUUCUCAGAGGUGGCUUGAUCUAGAGUGUGUGACACUGGGAUUGGUUCAUGGGAUGGCAGUGCUACCCCUCUAAGGGUGAGUAGCCUGGCCAGGAUAUGAGGGACAGAAAUGGGCUUGUUGCUUGUUGCUUGUUGCUUUCUGCCCUCCAUGGACUGUUUCUCCUCUACAAUGCCCCUCUGCCAUGCCACUCUGC
Messenger RNA from Heterocephalus glaber (naked mole-rat), 1621 nucleotides. NCBI's taxonomy places the organism in Eukaryota, Metazoa, Chordata, Mammalia, Rodentia, Bathyergidae. The record is from RefSeq and is a predicted model, not a curated record.